Dichomitus squalens LYAD-421 SS1 is the source of this 951-nucleotide messenger RNA. RefSeq lists its product as uncharacterized. The record is from RefSeq and is a predicted model, not a curated record. The annotation marks the transcript as partial. NCBI's taxonomy places the organism in Eukaryota, Fungi, Basidiomycota, Agaricomycetes, Polyporales, Polyporaceae. The transcript has 2 exons.
CGUUGCGGGAACGAGGCACGGCCGCGCUGGGAAGGAGGGCUUGGGAAGGGAAGGGAAGCCCGCGAUGGAUGGCGAGAGACGAGUGCGAUGCGGGCUCGCCAGACGCGCACGCAAACUUGACGUUCGAUAAACUUGACGACGGGGGAAGCACGCGUCGUCUGCGGCUUCUCUGUGGGAUCGCUCGCGCUCAGGGAGCCUUCGUGCGUUGUGAUGCGCAAGAUUAGAUACAAUCGCGUUUUCGCGGAAGGCGACGACGGCGCGGGAAGCACGCAACGGGCAGGAGGAGGGUGUCUUCGCGAGGCGCCACCCUGACAGGUCUGCGACAGAGCUGGCAGAGCCUGGCCUGUCGACGAACGCAACCCCGCUGGAAGCAGGCGUCGAGCUCGAGAUCGGUGUCUGGAUGUCCAGUGGGGCGAUCCUCCGCAGUCGGCCGCAGAAUUUGAGACACACAGAUGGGCAAGCCCGGUCUGCCAGUGGACCUAGUGGACGAGCAGGAACGCGAUCAGUGACGCAGACCGGGUUCCCAUGAACGUGGAUUGGAUGCGAGGCCGGGGAGGAUGGGCUGCAUUGAGGACGGAGCGCCGUGCGGUCUUGUGAUCUGGAGGAUGAGAGCGAGGACGUGGUGGGAUGUCGUACCCAGGGGUGACGAACGCAACGCCCGAAACGGUAUGGUCGGCCACGAUGCGAGGGGAGCUGAUACAGCGCAGGGAACUGUCCGAUUGGCAGACACGUCAGGUGAAGACCCCAGUGCGCACGCGCCGCGAUGGGGGCUUCGCGCUGCUGUGCGCUGGGAUGCACCUGGACAAGGAGCGUGCGCGAGGCAGAGGCUCGACUGGUCUACGAGCAGAACAACAGGUCUGAGGGUAUGCUCGCGCGGCUGGGGGACGUUCGAGGCGAAUGUUCAGACGCACACCGUGCAGACGACCGUCUACAGCCAUUUGUGAACACCGG